AUGAGCGUUGACAUAACACCGCGUUCCGUCCGCUUCUCCAACGCGGAAGAGGACGAUACCCUUGAACCUCUCGAGUCGUCCAGGGUAAUGGCGCGCCCUCAUGUGCAGACAAGUGAUUCCGAGAGAUCUGCCUCUUCCGGCGAUUCCCAAGAUUCCGCAACUCCUCAGCCAGCAGGAAUCGAUAUGGCAACGGCACUGCAUCCCAGCUCGCUCUCAGCUACCGACACUCGACCAUUGGUCACCAAUAUGGCCUCCAGCACGCGUGCUCAUAGGAACAGCGGCGAUGCGAACGGGACAGGGACGUAUGGGAUCCCCUUCGCCCCCCCACCGUUGAAUGGUGCAACGUCCAGACCUCAACGACCAACAGCGCCGGCUCGAACUCCCUCAAGUACAUAUGCCCCAGCACGUCGACCUCCGCAACCGCCCUACUUGUCAACCUCCGAGCGCAAUCGAUCAGGCUCUACUACUUCGCGCUUCCGACAAGACCCAAAUGCUUCUUAUCGAGCCCAAGAGAAGGCAUAUGUACAACGGCUACGGCAAGACCAACCAUUCGAAUACUUUGAGCCAUACACGCCAAGCAUCGGAUAUGGAACAGGGUCCGAUACAGAGGACGAGUCUCCUUCCGAUCCCCAAUUUGAUAACGACCAUUACGACCAGGAGACUUUGCUUUUUUACGGAAAUGACGAGAUGAAGCCGAGUGUAGAGGACCUCCAGGAUCCUUCAAAACGGGAGCGGCUUGAGUGGCAUGGCAUGUUGGCAUCUGUGUUGACUGGAGAUGUGGUGAGGCAAGAGAAGAAACGACUGAUAGGAGCUUCAGACAAGCAAGGAGAAGACCUCCAUGCAGAAAUAUGGCUUGGAAUACGGUCUAGAAUCUGCGGGCGGUCGCUGGCAGCGCAACGGCGGAUAAUAGAGGAUACUCGAUCAACUGUCGAUACACUCUUGGAUGAAAUAGUCAAAUUCGAGGUUCAAGGUGUAAGUGAAGCUGGAAAGCCCGCCAUAGAUCAGGUUCGAGAUGUUGUUGCCAAAAUUGAGAAGUGUGAGGGCCUCUAUCCUACUCGAACUGCUCUGGAAACCACCAACAAGAUCGCGGCCUCACUUCAAUACCAAGCUACCUACGAAGCUGUUAUAUCUUGGCAUAAUACAACUGAACUCAUCAACACGGAACUAGGAAUCUUGCAGAGCUGGGUCGGAAAUGCCGAAUUAGAUUUCAACAAAGCAAAGGAGCGCUCCCCGUCUGGGAACGGACUCUCUGAUGAAUCCUCGUUCAUAGAUAGGCUUUUGAAGGAGGAUGGGUUGAAGUCGUUACAAGGGGACAAGAGCAUUCUUAUUGGUGUUUCAAAGGUAAUCAAGAAGGCCAAGAGCACUCUCAUUCAGAACUCCGAAAGUUUUGCGAAACGGCACCUUCCGCCCUAUAUCGAGGAACUUCUUACUCUCAUCAACUUCUCCUCCCGACUGAUCGAGGAGAUCAUCAAGGUUCGACUUCAGUUUGCGUGGAAGAUGAAAGAUUCGGCGGCGCAGAAUUCCAUGAUGCAGGAGCAGAUGAUAUCUCAGUUCCAAAUUCUCUUGAAUCUCGCUAUACGAAUCAAGUUAGAAUACAACACCAUAUCUGAGCCCGAAGCAGGCUGGGAUCUCCCACCUUGCAUUGAUGAAGCCUUCGAUCAGGUGGUCUUAGAUGCUUUGAAAUUUUACUUCAAACUUUUGAAUUACAAACUCAGUGGCAACAGGAACACUUUCAAGGAGGCAGAAGUGUUGGAGCAAGAGUGGGAAUUCUCUAACGACAUCGGGCGUCACCUACAAGGUGGCGAUGUUGAGGUUGCCGAGCAAUUCAGUUCGCUGACAUUCAAGGCAUUCCACCGACUCAGCCAGACUUUCGAGCGCGACUUGCAAAGGAAGCCAAGGGAAACUGUGGGUGAGAUGACUAAGAGGUAUAAACAGAGCUUGGAUUCGGUUCGUGUUCGUCAGCGUAUGUUGCAACGUUUCUCGAGGGUUCUGAGUGACCGAUUUGAGAACUCGACGGAUUUCAGCAUUGCUAUGGAUCAAAAUGACUUGCAAAAUCUCUACGAGAGUCUUAUUGAGACGGGCCAUUUCCAGGUAUAUACAGCAAGUAUCGAACAUGACGGCAUCUUCUUAUUGGCCUCGCCUGCCCUGUGGGAUCGGCCUAAAGAUAUCGAAGCAAUUCUUGGAACGUGUUAUCAUCCGGAUGACACCCCAGAGGAUCCCACAAACCCAUACGUACUCGUCCUUCGCCCGGAAAUGGAGAUUCAUUGGGGCGGACGACGAGUAGAUGCUGAUAUUCCAGAGCCGACUACUGAUGUCAAGCUUGGUCAUCUUCGCUUGAUUGCGGAUGGCUCUCAAGCUAGGCUCGCAAAUGCUCGACAUUCAUUCCUGGAGUCUAUCGACAUACAUCUGGAUAUGGUCGUUGAGCAAAGAUCCAAUCUCAAAAAGGUUAACGCCAAGUUGACAGAGAUAAAGAGGGUAGUGUACAAGCUAUCUGGUCUCAUCAUGGACAGCGUAGAAAUAGUCCGGAAACAGACUCAAGGGUUGGACUGCCACGAGUUAAUUCAGAUAUGUUUCGUCUUCGCAACCGAAUUUGGCCAAAGGUCCUUGCUCUACAUGGAUCGAAAUAGGCAACAGAUGAAUAAGCUAAAGCUUACGAAACUUGCACUGGAUUGGGUCAGCUUUAUUUGCGACGAUUGCAUUGCUACCGACAGGAAGACGUUUAGGUGGGCCGUUCAAGCCCUUGAGUUUGCGAUGGUCAUGACUCAAGGUCAGCACAUCUUGGCUCUCGGUGAUGAUGAAUAUUCGAGGCUACGUGCAAAGGUAGCUGGGUGUAUGUCGCUUCUGAUUUCGCAUUUUGACAUCAUGGGAGCACGAUCGACGUUAGCCGCACAGGCCGAGAAACAACGUAUCGAAGCAUUAGCAGGACAAUUUCGAAAGAUGGACAUGAGCAGGAUGAGGAAUGACGAGGAAUCUGCAAGAUACAUCCUCGAGCAGAGACUUGAACACCUCAGUUAUCUCGAUGAUUCUCGAAAACAGAAAGAAGCCGAAAGACAAGCUCUUGGCCGCGUGUUGGAGGAUUCAAGCGAAGCAGAUCGUUCUCUUACUUACCUUUCAUCCUCUGCCUCCAAUGUCAAUAUGAGAUGGCAGCAAGGUCGCUUCGUUGGCGGUGGCACCUUCGGAUCCGUUUAUGCUGCCAUUAACCUGGAUUCUGGCCAACUAAUGGCCGUCAAGGAGAUUCGCUUACAAGACCCAACGCUCAUUCCGACCAUUGCUGGGCAAAUUAGGGAUGAGAUGACUGUGUUGGAAGUAUUGGACCAUCCCAACGUUGUAUCCUAUCAUGGCAUUGAAGUCCACCGAGACAAGGUCUAUAUUUUUAUGGAAUUUUGUUCUGGUGGAUCUUUAGCUGGACUACUUGAGCAUGGUCGAAUUGAGGAUGAACAGGUUAUCAUGGUAUAUGCGUUGCAACUACUUGAGGGUCUUGGUUACCUCCAUGAGAGUGGCAUUGUUCAUCGCGAUAUCAAACCGGAGAAUAUUCUCCUCAAUCAUAAUGGUGUGAUAAAAUAUGUCGAUUUCGGCGCUGCAAAGGUCAUAGCUCGUCAGAGCAAGACGCUUAUUGCAGCCGAGCAAGGGGGCAAGGCCAAGUCCAUGACUGGAACUCCAAUGUACAUGUCCCCCGAGGUCAUCAAGGGUGAAAACACAGGGCGUGCAGGUGCCGUCGAUGUCUGGUCCCUCGGCUGCGUCAUUUUGGAAAUGGCAACCGGGCGUCGGCCGUGGGCUUCUCUUGACAACGAAUGGGCGAUAAUGUACAACAUCGCACAAGGCAACCCUCCACAACUCCCAUCGCCUGAUCAGCUCAGCCCAGAAGGCAUUGACUUUCUCAAAAAAUGCUUUGUUCGAGAUCCAAAGCUGCGUGCUUCGGCGGCGGAACUACUUCAACAUGAAUGGAUUAUGGCUAUCAAGUCUCAGGUUUCAAUUGAUCCAGGGACUCCAAGCGAAAAUGGCUCAGUACACUCAGCUAGCUCUCGGGGAAGUUUGGGAUGA
Lachnellula hyalina is the source of this 4041-nucleotide messenger RNA. It is a transcript of the gene wis4, whose product is annotated as MAP kinase kinase kinase. Gene Ontology annotation, molecular function: ATP binding; MAP kinase kinase kinase activity. The transcript is spliced from 2 exons. Gene Ontology annotation, biological process: stress-activated MAPK cascade; protein phosphorylation. Gene Ontology annotation, cellular component: cytoplasm. The coding region runs from base 1 to 4041 and encodes 1346 amino acids. The record is from RefSeq and is a predicted model, not a curated record. Lineage: Eukaryota; Fungi; Ascomycota; Leotiomycetes; Helotiales; Lachnaceae.